AUGCACAAGCCCGGCGGUGCCGACCCAGCGGCUUUCGCUGCUGCAGGGUCCCGUGGACCCCCGUUGGUCGACCUCACCCUCGGCGAGCUCCUCGAGCUCCAGACCUACCAGAACGGCAGCAAGGAGUGCCUCGUGAUCCCCUGGACCGGUGCUCGGUGGACCUACAAUGAGCUUAACCAGCAGAGCUACCUCCUGGCGCAGUCCCUGCUCGCCAUGGGCAUCGGCUCGGGGGACAGGGUGGGCAUCAUGGCCGGAAACUGCGAGCAGUACGCCGCCGUCUUUUUCGCUGUUGCGAGGAUUGGGGCCAUCUUGGUGAUUUUGAACAACACCUACACUCCCACGGAGGCCAUGUACGCUAUCAAGUUCUCUGAAUGCAAAGUUUUCUUCACAACGCAAAAGAUUGGCCGCGUCGACAACUCCCGCCUCCUCAUCCAGCUCGAUAACGAAGUCAAGAAACCCAAAAUCAUCAUUCUCCGCGGGCCCAAUGGCAAAUACCCCACAUAUGACCAGCUGCAACCUCGUCAACAACUCCCGCUUCAUCGGCGACCGCAUGCGCCUCACCUCCAACGACAUCCUCUGCUGCCCCCUCCCCUCUUCCACUGCUUCGGCCUCGUCCUCGGCCUCCUCGCCGUCCUCACCCACGGCGGCAAAAUCGUCUACCCCGCCGAGGUCUUCGACCCGGCCGCCACCCUCCGCGCCGUCACCGAGGAGGGCUGCACCGCCCUACACGGCGUGCCCGCCAUGUUCGACACCUUGUUCGACCAGCUGCCCGCCGGCUUCGAGUGCAAGACCCUCCGCACCGGCAUCCAGCUACGGCCUGACCGAAGCCUCCCCACCUGCUUCAACGCCUUCACCGACGACCUCAUCGACAAGCGCCUCACCACCGUCGGCACCCUCAUGCCCCACGCCCACGCCAAGAUCGUCGACCGCGACGGCAACAUCGUGCCCCUCGGCGAGCGCGGCGAGCUCUGCAUCGGCGGCUACCAGCUGCAGGCCGGCUACUGGAACAACUCGGAAAAGACAAACGAGUGCAUGAUUCGCGACGCCGCCGGCGUGCUGUGGCUGCACACCGGCGACGAGGCCGUCUUCGAUGCCGACGGCUACUGCUCCAUCACCGGCCGCUUCAAGGACAUCAUCAUCCGCGGCGGUGAGAACAUCUAUCCCCUCGAAAUUGAGGAGCGCCUCAUCGCGCACCCUUCCAUUGGCCGCGCCAUCGUCGUCGCACUCGCCGAUAAGCACUAUGGCGAGAUCGUGGGUGCCUUCCUGGAGCUCCGCGAGGGAUGCAUCCUCCCCGAUGAUGCCGAGAUAGCGGAGUGGGUCCGUUCCCGUCUCGGCAGGCACAAGGUCCCCUCUAGACUAUUUUGGCUCGGACGCGAUGGCGUUCCUGCCGGUGUGCCGCUGACCGGCAGCGGCAAGGUCAAGAAGUAUGAGAUGGCCCAGCUAGGGAAUAAGCUUAUGAAGGAGCUCAAAGCCCCUGCCAGGCUGUAA
Messenger RNA from Parascedosporium putredinis, 1488 nucleotides. The record is from the annotation of a GenBank genome assembly. NCBI's taxonomy places the organism in Eukaryota, Fungi, Ascomycota, Sordariomycetes, Microascales, Microascaceae.